Molecule: messenger RNA, 498 nt
Organism: Staurois parvus
Lineage: Eukaryota; Metazoa; Chordata; Amphibia; Anura; Ranidae
Source: the annotation of a GenBank genome assembly
CGGACAGCGGGCAUCGGGUCACCAGGCAUCAAGUCAUUUGGCUCGACAGCGAGCACCGCGUCAUCUGGCAAGGCAGUGGGCUCCGAGUCAACUGGCAUGACCGCGGGCACCGGGUCAGACAUUGAAUCGUCUGGCUGGACAGCGGGCAUCGGGUCACCAGGCAUCAGGUCAUUUGGCUCGACCGCGGGCACCGCGUCAUCUGGCAAGGCAGUGGGCUCCGAGUCAACUGGUAUGACCGCGGGCACUGGGUCAGACAUUGGAUCGUCUGACUGGACAGCGGGCAUCGGGUCACCUGGCAUCAGGUCAUUUGGCUCGACAGCGGGCACCGCGUCAUCUGGCAAGGCAGUGGGCACCGAGUCACCAGGUACGACAGUGGGCACCGGGUCAUCAGGUACCGGAUUGUCUGGCUCGACAGCGGGCAUCGGGUCAUCAGGCAUCAGGUCAUUUGGCUUGCCAGCGGGCACCGCGUCAUCUGGCAAGGCAGUGGGCACCGAGUCA